CCGAGAAGCAUCAACACCAACAACCCCACAACCGCAUUCGAAUACUAACACCUCCGGCCCACACCCCGUUGUCACAUACGUCCAACCGCCCCCAGAUUAUUCUCUCGGACCCCGAGGCCGGGUUGCUUGCGGGAGUAUUGCACGGUUGCAGAGCGUCCAGUGGGACCUCGAGAGGAAUCCAGAGCAUGCCAUGAACGGAACUCCUCGUCUGCGGUCGUCGUACCCGUCGACUCCAGGAAGUGGACAGAAGAGUCCGAAGCCUCGCGACAGUCCCCAGGAUGUUCCGAGAACCAGAUCAUCUCUCCCCAGCCUGCCUCAGACCUCGCCAUCAUCAACUCUGUCAAAUGCACCGCUGAUACCAGUUGACCUCGUCGAUAGUCCGACCCAGAGGUUCUACACCCUAGGCUUGUAUGGUGGACUACUGGUAUGGUGUAUGUAUGAUUGGUGGCGCUUGGUAGAGGAGGACGCUCAAUCCAUUGGCUUGUUCAUCAAAUGGACUUGCAUCUUUGCCAUCUUCAUGUAUGGCGUUCCUCAAUUGCGAAUACCGUGGCUCGAAUGGUCUAUUCCAACUUCGAAUCUUGCCUUUCUCCUUCAUGCCACGUUGGUUGGCAUGCUGAUGUUUAGAAUACCGCUCCCAAUUGAAGGAUGGCUGAUCUUUCUCACCAAAACUGUCUUCGACAGGGAGAUUUCGAUUUCGGAGAAUAGUGUCCGGCCGGCAAGUAUUUUGCACAAUGCUUCUCUCAUAAUGGGCAAGCAGAUCAUCAAUAUUCUGCCAGAGGGCUCUGCAACUAUGAACCCAGACAAUCUGCCAUUCUGUAUUGAUAACAGGCAUCCAUCCGUCAAUAUCCCUCUCCGCUUCAAUCAAACUUCCCCGAUUCAUAUAGAGCUACUCAGAUUCGACUUUGACACGAACACCAAUGAGACCAUCGUCCUUUCUAGUAAAGAGAGGAAGCGAAGGUAUGAGGACAAAGAGCAUACAAUCGCCAUGGUCUCAUACACAGCCAAGAAACCAGGUCUUUACAGACUACACAAGGUUAUUGAUGAAUCAAAGUUAGAGGUUCAACGAAGGAUGUCAGAUACCCUUGUGGUUAAAUGCCCCCAUGUGUCGGUCACGUCCACAGGUUCAGAUAGGUGCCUUGGUGACCUCUCUGACCUAGUCAUGGAGAUAGAAGGAACGGCACCGUUGAAGAUUGUCUAUACUCGCACUGCGAACAGAGAGGAGAGCACCCACCACUUUCAGAGCAUUCAGCCAGAAAACUUUGCGUCGCCACUUCUGGGCUCGACCCGUGCCACAACACUCGUUGACCCAGGUAUGCAGAAUUUCUCGUGGGCUCGGACUCAACGGAUUAAGGUCCCGCUCAACGAAUCUAUGAUUCCUAGCGGUCCGUGGACGUAUUCCAUUGACGAAAUUCAUGAUGCAACCGGCAACGUGGCCAACUUCUCUGCGAGAGGAGAAGACGGAGAACAUAUUUAUCCGAAAGGUCGUCACUUGGAGCAGGAGUUCAUGGUUCAUGAAAGACCCUUCGCUCAGUUGUCGGGCUGCGAUAUGCGCAACCCAUUAAUGGUGGCAAAGGGGAAGGCAGCGCAUCUUCCUGUCAAUUAUCUGUACCCUGGAAAUAAUCCGGAUCGAUCUUAUACUCUCACUUGGAAGUUCUCCCCACUGAAUACCCUGACAGCGAGCGGAGACCACGGGGCAGAUGUUUCUAUCCAGCAAUUUGUGGCCAAAACAGCUCACGAUACUCCCACUAUCCGCGAAGCAGGCCUGUACACUCUCACUGGCGUGAAAAGUAAACAUUGUGAAGGAGAAAUAAGGGAGCCGUCAUCUUGUUUGCUGCUCAACCCUCCCGAGCCUCAACUUUCAAUAAGCGCCGAGAACAUUAACGACAAGUGUGCUGGAAAUUCCAUUGGGCUCCUGGUCGACUUGGACCUCAUCGGAACUCCGCCAUUCGUUGUGAGGUAUAAUAUCCUGACGAAAGGUGGCACUUCUAUGGAACAAAUUAAGAUCCCUGGUGUAAGACAUCAACUUGAACUCAAACCCAGGAAUGCUGGUCAUUUCAAAUAUCAGUUCAUCUCUGUAGAUGACGCAGUCUACAAGGACUACGCACUGGAAGGCAAAGGGUUAGUCUUGGAACAGGAUGUAAAACCCCCUGCGUCUGCCCAAUUAAGACCUCCACCCGGUACUAUCGAUGCUUGCAUUGAGGAACCAGUGGAGAUGAAUGUUGAACUAUCAGGGGAGAAACCUUUCACACUAGAAUAUGAACUCGUUCAUGACGGCAAAAGAAAGAGACAGAAGGUUUCUGGCAUCGAAACGGAUGUCUUCAAGAUCAAAACGGACCCGUUGGUCAAUGGCGGAGAAUAUUCUCUUGCACUUGCUAGCGUUCAAGACAAAACUGGCUGUAAGAUCUUUCUAAAUGAUGAGGCCAAGUUUACUGUUCGGCAUCAGAGACCAAAAGCCUCAUUUGGCCAUCUGGAGGGCAAGCAUAAGACGACUGAGAUCGAAGGCAGGCAGAUCAAUCUUCCUCUUCGCUUGACAGGUCGAGCACCCUGGACCAUUAAAUAUCGUAAUGCCAACGAUUCUUCCGGCCAAAUAUUUGAGAAGAGGGCUAAGUCUACCAACGAUGUUAUCACGGUCAACCAACGGGGCAUAUACGAAAUCUUAGAUAUUUCCGACGAUCAAUGCCCGGGGACAGUUGACCCGCUGGCUUCUACUUUUGAGGUGGAUUGGCUCCCUAGGCCACAGAUUAAACUUGCAGACACUGCGGUACUUAUUCCGGAUGGUGACAAGUACGUCAAACGUGAAGUAUGUGAGGGUGACAUUGAUGCAGUCGGGGUCAAUCUUAUUGGGACAUCACCUUACCAUGUCAAAUACCAGGUCCGUCAUACGCCGGAGCGUGGCUCUGGUUCUCUCAGCAACAAGGAAUUCGAUGCCGCCCUUGGCCUAGCCACAAUUGCUAUGGACACCACUAAGCCGGGGACCUACGAAUAUAGAUUCUCUGAAUUGUCUGAUGUUCUUUACGAGCAUGAUCCCAAAAAGUUCAAACCCCUGGUUCUCGAACAAACGGUCAACAAGAAACCGUCAGCCCACUUCAUUAAACCAGGACAGUCUUAUAGAUAUUGCAAAGACGAGCUGGCAGGCGACGAGGUGAUCCCUAUCAAGCUAGAAGGCGCUCCCCCCUUUUCUCUUGAACUCGACAUCAAGCACCAGAGUAGCUCUCGUCCCGAGACUGUGAAGAUCGCAAACAUCGAGUCAAAUCAUUACGACUUUAGAAUACCUCACCGUGUUCUCUCACUCGGCAUUCAUCAUGUCAGUGUGCGCAAAGUCCGCGAUUCCCGUGGAUGUCAGCAAAAGACUGAGUAUGGAGCACCUAAUGUCCAAGUCCAAGUCUAUGAUGUCCCCACAAUUUACCCUCUGGAAGCCCGGACCGACUACUGUGUAGGAGAACGGAUUUCAUAUACGCUUUCUGGGACAGCACCCUUUGAAAUUUACUACACUUUCGAGGGCGUGCAGAGGAAGGCCAAGGCCCCAAAUACAAACUUCAGACGCAUCGCCGAGAAGCCUGGCACCUUCACCAUCACCGCAGUAUCAGAUAAAGCCAGUGAGUGCAAGGCCAAGACCGACAUCACGAAGAUAAUCCACGAGAUGCCUAGCGUCAAGAUUAGUAAAGGAAAGCAGGUUGAAGUUGACAUUCAUGAAGGCGGAGAGGCGGAGAUCUUGUUCGAGUUCUGGGGUACGCCGCCUUUCGAAUUCACGUAUACGAGGAGUACAAACGCAAAGAGAGGACAAAAAUCGCAUGUUCUGGAAACGAGACAUGAGAUAUCCUAUGAGUAUAGCAAAACGAUUCAGUCCUCCCAAGAGGGCACGUAUGAGGUAGUGGCAAUCAAGGACAAAUUCUGUUCAUUCUCCACCCACAAGGCAAGUGGCAAGAAUGGUCAGAAGCUGCUUCAAUUCUAGAUACCGAAGGGGUCAUUGGAUCAAUGUUUAAUAUCAUAGCGUGGCGUUGGGCUC
Amorphotheca resinae ATCC 22711 is the source of this 4006-nucleotide messenger RNA. RefSeq lists its product as hypothetical. Bases 191 to 3952 code for a protein of 1253 amino acids. Gene Ontology annotation, cellular component: nuclear pore transmembrane ring. The record is from RefSeq and is a predicted model, not a curated record. NCBI's taxonomy places the organism in Eukaryota, Fungi, Ascomycota, Leotiomycetes, Helotiales, Amorphothecaceae. The transcript has 4 exons. Gene Ontology annotation, molecular function: structural constituent of nuclear pore. Gene Ontology annotation, biological process: protein import into nucleus; nuclear pore organization.